AUGGAUCCGGGAGCUCCUCCAGGCCAAGAUUUCACCAUCAACCCAGAUGCCAUUGUGUGGCCUGACCAGACAAUCCCUUCCACAAGGUGCGUAGAGAGCUGCUCUCCAGGGCACAACAGAAGAGUCCCAGAGGGGAAGCAGGUUUGCUGCUAUGAAUGUGUCCUUUGUCCAGCCGGGACAUUUUCCAACCAGUCAGAUGCCAUUGACUGUGCCCAGUGCCCAGAAGAUCAAUAUCCAAACAAGAACCAGUACAUGUGUAUCCCCAAAAAUAUCAACUUUCUUUCCCAUCAAGAGAUUUUGGGAUCUGUUUUAGCUUCACUUGCCCUUUCUUUCUCUCUGAUCACAUCUUUAGUGUUGGCAAUGUUCGUUAAAUACCGGGAUACCCCAAUAGUCAAAGCCAACAACCGAGACCUCACCUACAUUCUCCUCAUCUCUCUCCUGCUCUGCUUCCUCUGUUCCUUACUGUUUAUUGGUCAACCCAGGAAACUCACCUGUCUUCUCCGACAAACUGCUUUUGGCAUAAUUUUCUCUGUUGCUAUUUCUUCCAUACUGGCAAAAACCAUCACAGUGGUUCUGGCUUUCAUGGCCACCAAGCCUGGGAACAUGGCAAGAAAAAUAUUGGGAAGACCAUUGACAAACUCUAUUGUCCUAUCCUGCCCCCUCAUUCAGGCUCUUAUCUGUGCUUUCUGGCUGAUAACCUCUCCUCCAUUCCCUAACACAGACUUCCAUUCCCUGGCUGGAGAGAUUGUAAUAGAAUGUAAUGAAGGCUCAGUCACUAUGUUUUACACUGUUCUGGGUUACAUGGGUUUCCUAGCUUUCAUCAGCUUCACAGUGGCUUUCCUAGCUAGGAAAUUGCCCAACAGUUUUAAUGAAGCUAAAUUUAUCACCUUCAGCAUACUGGUGUUCUGCAGUGUUUGGGUUUCCUUCGUGCCAACCUAUCUAAGCACCAAGGGUAAAUUCAUGGUGGCCAUGGAGGUCUUCUCCAUCUUGGUCUCCAGUGCUGGCCUCCUGGGAUGCAUCUUUCUCCCAAAAUGUUACAUUAUUAUUCUGAGGCCCAAUCUCAAUACCCGAGAUCACCUAAUGAGGAAAAAGAAUUUGGGAAUCUAA
Hemicordylus capensis (graceful crag lizard) is the source of this 1107-nucleotide messenger RNA. RefSeq names its product vomeronasal type-2 receptor 26-like. Gene Ontology annotation, molecular function: G protein-coupled receptor activity. Lineage: Eukaryota; Metazoa; Chordata; Lepidosauria; Squamata; Cordylidae. Gene Ontology annotation, biological process: G protein-coupled receptor signaling pathway. The record is from RefSeq and is a predicted model, not a curated record. Gene Ontology annotation, cellular component: membrane. The transcript has 3 exons. Bases 1 to 1107 code for a protein of 368 amino acids.